UAUUGUUUUAUUUUUAUGCAACUCACUUUGCGUCUCAUACCAUAGCUACGCACUUCCGGGUUUAAACAUGUCAGCCAUUAACGAAAUCGUACAAAGCGUUAUCACCAAAUCAAGCAGGGAAGAUGACACAAGGUCAAAAAAGAAGUACAAAUGGAAUAUUGUCUGGUUAAAUGUCAUCAUUUUAGGAGCUUUACACAUAAUGGGGUUCUAUGGUUUCACCCGGAAAUACAGCAUUUUAUGGUCAACAACUUUUUUCUGGAAAGGUUAUUUACUCUUUGCUGCUUUCGGUAUAACAGCAGGGGCUCACAGAUUAUGGUCCCAUCGUGCAUAUAAAGCCAACAAAAUCGCACAAAUCAUCCUGAUGUUGAUGUAUUCCACAACUUAUCAAAACAGUAUCUAUAUUUGGGCGAGAGAUCAUCGUCUGCAUCAUAAACAUGCUGAAACAGACGCUGAUCCACACAAUGCGAAAAGAGGUUUCUUUUUCAGCCAUGUCGGCUGGUUAAUGGUUAAAAAACACCCGGAUGUUUUGGAAAAAGGCAAAACACUUGACAUGAGUGACCUGGAAGCAAAUCCAAUCGUCAUGUUCCAUCACAAGUAUUAUUAUCCAAUCAUAUUAUUAUUCACGUUUAUUAUUCCGACGUUUGUGCCAUGGUAUUUUUUUGGAGAAACGCUUGAAAAUGCAUUUUUUGUGUGCACAAUCUACCGAUACAUCCUCCAAGUAAAUGUUACAUGGUGUAUCAAUAGUUUAGCACAUUUAUAUGGCAAUAAACCAUAUGAUAAAGCAAUUGGACCUGUUGAAAAUGCAAUUAUGAAGCUUUGUUCUUUCGGGGAGGGAUUCCACAAUUAUCAUCACUCUUUCCCGUGGGAUUACAAAGCCUCCGAGACGGGUAUUGAUGGUCGAAACAUGACAACGUAUGUGAUUGAUGGUUUUGCAAAACUAGGAUGGGUUACCGAGAGAAAGACUGUCAAAGAAUCGAUGAUUUUGAAGAAACGUGAGCGUAGCGGUGAUUUUAAAAUACCAACAGAGACAAAAAGGAAUUACAUUAAUUUCUUACUAGUGAUAUUUUAUAUUUGUGUUGUUUAAUUGUAUAAUUUACUUGUUUUUAUUAAUAAAAUGGUUUUAUUUUGAAUAA
Molecule: messenger RNA, 1133 nt
Organism: Dalotia coriaria
Lineage: Eukaryota; Metazoa; Arthropoda; Insecta; Coleoptera; Staphylinidae
Product: acyl-CoA desaturase-like
Exons: 4
Coding region: 68-1084 (338 amino acids)
Biological process (GO): unsaturated fatty acid biosynthetic process
Cellular component (GO): endoplasmic reticulum membrane
Molecular function (GO): stearoyl-CoA 9-desaturase activity; iron ion binding
Source: RefSeq, a predicted model, not a curated record